AAGAAGAAGCACCACAACAAUGAUGGCGCCUGAUAUCAACAAUGAUGGUGUUUCUUCAUGCGGCUGUAAAGGCAUCCGACGAUGUCUCAUAUGUGAAAAGUACAAAGGGAAAACUCAGACAGAGACAAGGGAGCCGAAGGAGACUGUGCACCAUUUCCUCUAUGAUGCUAAAACAAAACUCGCUGUCUGCAAAGAUGGAGAAGGUGCAUCUUUUUCUUUUCCUGGUGUCUUCCUAUGGGAGAACUUCAUAUCUGAGGAAGAGGAGAAGGAGCUGAUUGGCUCCAUGGACCAGGAUGUUUGGAAUCCGUCACAGUCUGGUCGAAGGAAACAGGACUAUGGUCCCAAGGUGAACUUCAAGAAAAAGAAAGUGCGUCUGGCAGACUUCAAAGGACUCCCUGCUUUGAGCCAGAAACUGGUGCUGCGGAUGCAACAGGAGCCAAACCUGCAGGGCUUCCAACCGGUGGAGCAGUGCAACCUGGACUACCACCCUCAGCGAGGCUCCGCCAUCGAUCCACACCUGGACGACUCGUGGCUGUGGGGGGAAAGGCUUGUCACGGUCAACAUGCUCUCGGAGACCGUGCUCACCAUGUCUCUGGAGGAGGGCGUGCCAGAGCGCGGACUGGUGGGGGUGACACACGUGGCCGUAAGGCUUCCUAGGAGGUGUUUGGUGGCGCUGUACGGGGAGGCCAGGCACAGAUGGAAACACGCCAUUCAGAGAGAGGACAUUCAGGAGCGCAGAGUCUGCAGCACCUAUAGAGAGCUGUCCGCAGAGUUCCUGCCUGCAGGGCGGCAGGCGGAGCUGGGAGCCACGCUGCUCAAUAUCGCUUUGACGUUCAGAGGAACUCCGGUAUAAACGCAUCAGACGUCUGAAGUGUCCUUAACUGAAGUGAAUGCUUGUAGUCUUUUGCGCAACCAUUUACCAAAACAAGGCAAAACAGCUCUAAUAUUCCAAAGACUGUUGUGAAGCAAUGUUUUAUAUGUUGUUGUUGUUUUUUUCUAAUUCGAACUUUCACAACAGUUUAUCCAAAUCGUUGCGCCUGUAUUCUGAAAAUAAAGUAUUUUCUUUCUGUU
Messenger RNA from Xiphophorus hellerii (green swordtail), 1071 nucleotides. It is a transcript of the gene alkbh4, whose product is annotated as alkB homolog 4, lysine demthylase. Lineage: Eukaryota; Metazoa; Chordata; Actinopteri; Cyprinodontiformes; Poeciliidae. Gene Ontology annotation, molecular function: oxidoreductase activity; actin binding; demethylase activity. The coding region runs from base 20 to 853 and encodes 277 amino acids. Gene Ontology annotation, biological process: actomyosin structure organization; protein demethylation. The transcript is spliced from 3 exons. The record is from RefSeq and is a predicted model, not a curated record. Gene Ontology annotation, cellular component: contractile ring; midbody.